This is a messenger RNA of Oenanthe melanoleuca, 5441 nucleotides long. It is a transcript of the gene ATP2B1, whose product is annotated as ATPase plasma membrane Ca2+ transporting 1. Gene Ontology annotation, molecular function: ATP hydrolysis activity; ATP binding; P-type calcium transporter activity. The transcript is spliced from 21 exons. Gene Ontology annotation, biological process: regulation of cytosolic calcium ion concentration; calcium ion transmembrane transport. The coding region runs from base 618 to 4280 and encodes 1220 amino acids. The record is from RefSeq and is a predicted model, not a curated record. Gene Ontology annotation, cellular component: intracellular membrane-bounded organelle; membrane. NCBI's taxonomy places the organism in Eukaryota, Metazoa, Chordata, Aves, Passeriformes, Muscicapidae.
CUCAGCCCCCGCCGCCCGCCGGGUUAAGUAGCCGGGAUUAGCCCGCUGCGGCAGCACGACACCGACAUCCCGGGCACUUCGCCGCCCGGCGGGGGCUGGGAGCCCGGCGCCCGCACCCGCGCCGCCUCGCCCGCCCGCCGCGCCCCCAGGGCGGUGUUUUUGGCCGCGGCUGAGUCGUGCGCCGCUUUCCGUCGGAGCGGACGAGCUGGUUUGAUUUAUCGAUGGCUGGCCGGGCUGCUGAUCGACCGGCGCGGACGAGGAGGGGAUGCGGCACCGCCUCGGGUGCCGGGAGAGCGAAUCCCCCGCGGGCGUUCCGCCGGGGGUGAGCCUGUCCCCGCCGAGGGAAGCGCCGCUAACGGCGGUGUCAUCCUGGUCCCGGCGGAGCGUGUAACCUUUGGCUGCGGCACCACACUGUACAUGCCUUUUGGCUUUGGGGAACAGAACGCGCCAUGGCACAACCUCAAAGAUCUCUCUCCAGACGGGCUCUCUUGCUUGGGUGAUGUGUCUGCUCUCCUGACUGUCUUCAUACCCAAAGGAUUUAUUUUCCUCUUGGAAAUAUUUUAAGUUGAAAUUUUGUUCCUCACUGGAAACUGUCUGCGCUAAAGACUGCAUGCAUCAUGGGUGACAUGGCAAACAACUCGGUUGCAUAUAGCAGCGUAAAAAAUGCUGUAAAGGAAGCUAAUCAUGGAGAUUUUGGAGUUACUCUUGCAGAGCUCCGUUCUCUUAUGGAACUUCGAGCUGCAGAUGCACUGCAUAAAAUACAGGAAUGCUAUGGUGAUGUACAUGGCAUCUGUACAAAGUUGAAAACUUCACCAAAUGAAGGUUUAAGUGGAAAUCCAGCAGAUAUAGAAAGGAGAGAAGCAGUUUUUGGAAAGAACUUUAUACCUCCUAAAAAGCCAAAAACAUUUCUUCAGUUAGUAUGGGAAGCACUACAGGACGUUACGCUAAUUAUAUUAGAAAUUGCAGCUGUAGUAUCCUUGGGCCUUUCUUUUUACCAGCCUCCAGGAGGAAAUGAAUCAUUAUGUGGAUCAGUAAAUGUUGGUGAAGAAGAGGAGGAAUCUGAAGCAGGUUGGAUUGAAGGAGCAGCAAUCCUCCUAUCUGUAGUUUGUGUGGUAUUAGUAACAGCUUUCAAUGACUGGAGCAAAGAGAAACAAUUUCGGGGAUUGCAGAGCCGUAUUGAACAAGAACAGAAAUUCACAGUCAUCAGAGGUGGCCAAGUCAUCCAAAUACCAGUAGCUGACAUAAUUGUUGGAGAUAUUGCACAAGUGAAAUAUGGUGACCUUUUACCUGCUGAUGGUGUGCUCAUUCAAGGAAAUGACCUCAAAAUUGAUGAGAGCUCGCUGACUGGGGAAUCUGAUCAUGUUAAGAAGUCUCUGGACAGAGAUCCUAUGCUGCUGUCAGGCACACAUGUGAUGGAAGGCUCUGGAAGAAUGGUGGUUACUGCUGUAGGUGUGAACUCUCAGACUGGAAUCAUCUUUACCUUACUUGGGGCUGGAGGAGAUGAAGAGGAGAAGGAGAAGGAAAAAGAAAAGAAGGAAAAGAAAAGUAAAAAGCAAGAUGGAGCUGUUGAAAACCGUAACAAAGCUAAAGCUCAGGAUGGUGCAGCCAUGGAAAUGCAACCACUGAAGAGUGAGGAUGGUGGAGAUGGAGAUGAGAAAGACAAGAAGAAAGCAAACUUGCCAAAGAAGGAAAAGUCUGUUCUCCAAGGCAAACUCACAAAGCUUGCAGUUCAGAUUGGCAAAGCAGGUUUGUUGAUGUCUGCAAUCACAGUCAUUAUCCUUGUGUUAUAUUUUGUAAUUGAUACCUUCUGGGUUCAGAAGAGACCUUGGCUUGCUGAAUGUACCCCCAUUUAUAUUCAGUAUUUUGUGAAGUUCUUCAUUAUUGGAGUUACAGUCUUGGUGGUGGCAGUACCAGAAGGUCUUCCUCUUGCAGUCACUAUAUCUCUGGCUUACUCUGUUAAGAAAAUGAUGAAAGAUAAUAACUUGGUGAGACAUCUGGAUGCAUGUGAAACUAUGGGCAAUGCAACAGCUAUUUGCUCAGAUAAAACAGGAACAUUGACUAUGAACAGAAUGACAGUGGUCCAAGCCUACAUCAAUGAAAAACAUUAUAAAAAAAUUCCAGAACCAGAGGCUAUUCCAGAGAAAACUAUGGCUUAUCUUGUGACAGGAAUUUCUGUUAAUUGCGCUUAUACUUCCAAAAUACUGCCUCCUGAAAAAGAAGGUGGCCUACCACGUCAUGUUGGAAAUAAAACUGAAUGUGCCUUGCUGGGAUUGCUCUUGGAUUUAAAACGUGAUUAUCAGGAUGUAAGAAAUGAGAUACCAGAAGAGGAUUUGUACAAAGUGUACACCUUCAACUCUGUUAGAAAAUCGAUGAGUACUGUGUUAAAAAACUCUGAUGGCAGUUUCCGGAUAUUCAGUAAAGGUGCCUCUGAGAUAGUUCUUAAAAAGUGCUUCAAAAUACUGAGUGCUAAUGGAGAACCAAAGGUAUUUAGACCUAGGGACCGUGAUGACAUUGUGAAAACUGUCAUUGAGCCAAUGGCUUCUGAAGGUCUCAGAACCAUCUGCCUGGCAUUCAGAGACUUCCCAGCAGGGGAGCCUGAGCCAGAGUGGGACAAUGAGAAUGAUAUUGUCACUGGUCUGACAUGCAUUGCUGUUGUUGGGAUUGAAGAUCCUGUGAGACCUGAGGUACCUGAUGCAAUAAAAAAGUGUCAGCGUGCAGGCAUAACUGUACGUAUGGUCACAGGUGAUAACAUUAACACUGCUCGUGCUAUUGCACUGAAAUGUGGUAUUCUGAAUCCUGGUGAGGACUUCCUGUGUUUGGAGGGCAAAGACUUUAACAGGAGAAUACGCAAUGAGAAAGGAGAGAUAGAGCAAGAGCGAAUAGAUAAAAUCUGGCCAAAGCUUCGUGUCCUUGCAAGAUCUUCUCCCACUGACAAACACACUCUAGUAAAAGGUAUAAUUGACAGCACUGUCUUUGACCAGAGGCAAGUUGUAGCAGUAACUGGUGAUGGUACCAAUGAUGGUCCAGCUUUGAAGAAGGCAGACGUUGGAUUCGCUAUGGGUAUUGCUGGAACAGAUGUAGCUAAAGAAGCUUCUGAUAUUAUCCUCACAGAUGACAACUUCACCAGUAUUGUUAAAGCAGUUAUGUGGGGAAGAAAUGUCUAUGACAGCAUCUCCAAAUUUCUUCAGUUCCAGCUUACUGUCAAUGUAGUAGCAGUAAUUGUUGCUUUUACAGGAGCUUGCAUAACACAAGAUUCUCCACUUAAAGCCGUGCAGAUGCUGUGGGUAAAUCUCAUAAUGGACACAUUAGCUUCUCUUGCCCUGGCAACAGAGCCACCCACUGAAGCUCUUCUGCUGAGGAAGCCUUAUGGUAGAAACAAACCUUUGAUUUCUCGUACAAUGAUGAAGAACAUUUUGGGUCAUGCAUUCUACCAGCUUGUAGUGGUCUUCACGCUCCUGUUUGCUGGUGAGAAAAUUUUUGACAUUGAUAGUGGAAGAAAUGCACCUCUGCAUGCUCCUCCUUCAGAGCAUUAUACCAUAGUAUUUAAUACAUUUGUGAUGAUGCAGCUUUUCAAUGAAAUUAAUGCCCGAAAGAUCCAUGGGGAAAGAAAUGUUUUCGAAGGAAUCUUUAACAACGCUAUCUUCUGUUCUAUUGUGCUGGGGACAUUUGUUGUGCAGAUAAUUAUUGUGCAAUUUGGUGGAAAGCCUUUUAGUUGCUCAGAACUCACAAUUGAACAGUGGCUGUGGUCCAUUUUCCUGGGCAUGGGCACACUACUUUGGGGCCAGUUGAUUUCAACAAUUCCAACCAGCCGACUGAAGUUCCUUAAGGAAGCUGGUCAUGGAACACAAAAGGAGGAGAUUCCUGAAGAAGAACUAGCAGAAGAUGUAGAGGAGAUCGAUCAUGCUGAGAGAGAAUUGCGCCGGGGUCAGAUCUUGUGGUUUAGGGGCCUAAACAGGAUACAAACUCAGAUCCGAGUGGUGAAUGCAUUUCGUAGCUCCUUGUACGAGGGGCUAGAGAAACCUGAGACACGAAGUUCAAUUCACAAUUUUAUGACGCAUCCUGAGUUUAGAAUAGAAGACUCCGAGCCUCAUAUUCCCCUUAUUGAUGAUACUGAUGCUGAAGAUGAUGCUCCAACAAAACGCAACUCUAGUCCCCCUCCCUCUCCCAAUAGAAAUAACAAUGCGGUUGACAGUGGAAUUCACCUUACAACAGACAAGAACAAGUCUGCUACCUCUUCAUCCCCAGGGAGCCCACUACAUAGUUUGGAAACAUCACUCUGAUUGUAAGCUGAAUGUUAACACACUAGCUGCAUUGUAAAGAAAUUGAAACUGGGUCUCUUCACACAUUAUGAUGGACAAGAUGCUAUUCUUGUCUUGGACUUCAACAGAAGAAACACUUGUACGAAUGUAGAUUUAUUUUUUUAAAAAAAGCUUUCUGCCAGACUGGAGGGUGCUUUUCUGGGGGUGGGAGUAAUAAUGAACUCUGACAGAUAAACAGUAACUCAGCAUAAGUGACCUGUGGAUCAUCUGUUGUACUAAGAAUGGUCCUGAAGAGUGUGUUAGCAGAGCUUUAGUUUAUCAUGAUCCUUUUCUGAGGGGAAAGCUGGGAAGGGCAAGGAGGCCCUGGAUCAUUGAAUUGAUACUUUAAUUUCUGCUGUUGGCUGUUAAUAAUUUGGAUUAUUUAUGUUUAUAAAUGAUACAGAUCUGUUUACAAGGUUUGUAGAUACUUUUUUGUUCCUGUUCAUAGAUGGGAAGCUUCCUUAUAAAUGAUGCAGAGAAGACAAAAAACAAAACAAAAAAAAAAAACCAAAAAAACUAGUCCUUCAAAUACUGCUGUAUUUUCAGGAAAAGGGUGUUUCUAUUGAAACUGUACUAAAUUUUGCCUGCAAUUUACCUUGUUAAAUAUUGUAGAUAAAUUGCUACUACUAAUAGCCAAAUAGAUAACACUAAUGCUUUGUAAAAACAUGAGCAGUGGUGUUCUAAUGAAGUUAUGGCCUCUGUCCUAAUUAGUUUCUUAAAUACAUUUACUACUUAAUGGUUUUGAAACAACUGUUUAAUUUUUAAAAAUUUUGAGAAACUUAAUGAAUAACUUUUGUUCAGAACUUAGUAGGAUUGUUUAAUGCAGGACAUCAAUACGUGAUGGAACUUGCUUGAAAUAUUUCUGUUAUCUCGGGCAAAUGGAUUAAAUCAAAAUACAUCAGAAUCUUAGUCCUUUGUUUUUGUCUAAUCAUGUUAGUUUAGUGCUGUCUUGGUGAACUGUGAGUGGAACUGUGAUUUUUUUCUAAUCUAUAGAAUCCUUCAUGCAGCAUGAGGGCUGUUGGCAUUUUGAAAGGUUGAUAGUGGGUAGCAUACAUGUUCUCCUUUUUGUUUUUGAAACUUGUUUGUAAACAUGAAUAAAUCUGCCCUUUUGUUAAAAUAAAAUUGCAGCAAUGGUUUCUUACA